Molecule: messenger RNA, 5085 nt
Organism: Myxocyprinus asiaticus (Chinese sucker)
Lineage: Eukaryota; Metazoa; Chordata; Actinopteri; Cypriniformes; Catostomidae
Product: protein phosphatase 1 regulatory subunit 12A-like
Exons: 27
Coding region: 100-3132 (1010 amino acids)
Biological process (GO): signal transduction
Cellular component (GO): A band; cytoplasm; Z disc
Molecular function (GO): protein kinase binding; enzyme inhibitor activity; phosphatase regulator activity
Source: RefSeq, a predicted model, not a curated record
GUCCCCUCCCACGCCCCAGCAGCGCGCUCACUGUGGAAUAGUGGCAGUAUAAAGUAUAUCUUUCAUCGGAGAGCGAUAAGAAGCGCCAGGCUCGAGGGGAUGAAGAUGGCGGACGCCAAGCAGAAGAGGAACGAGCAGCUGAAGAGGUGGAUAGGGUCGGAGACGGACCUCGAGCCGUCCGUGCUGAAGAAGAAGAAGACGAAGGUGAAGUUCGACGAUGGCGCCGUGUUUCUGGCCGCCUGCUCGAGCGGCGACACGGAGGAGGUGCUGCGAAUGCUCGACCGCGGCGCGGACAUCAACUACGCUAACGUGGACGGGCUCACCGCCCUGCACCAGGCCUGCAUAGAUGAUAAUGUGGACAUGGUGACCUUCCUGGUGGAGCAUGGGGCUUGCAUCAACCAGCCCGACAAUGAGGGCUGGAUCCCCCUUCACGCCGCUGCCUCCUGCGGAUACAUUGACAUCGCCGAGUAUCUUAUCAGUCAAGGUGCAAAUGUCAGUGUAGUAAACAGUGAGGGAGAAACGCCAUUGGAUAUCGCAGAGGAGGGGGCCAUGGAGGAGCUUCUGCAAAACGAGAUCAACCGGCAAGGCAUUGAUAUCGAGGCGGCCAGGAAAGAGGAGGAGCGGAUCAUGCUACGGGAUGCGCGACAGUGGCUUAACAGCGGCCAGAUCAAUGACGUUCGGCACACCAAGUCUGGGGGGACUGCACUGCACGUUGCUGCAGCCAAGGGAUACACUGAGGUUUUAAAGCUUUUAAUCCAAGCAGGGUAUGAUGUAAAUAUUAAAGACUAUGACGGCUGGAGUCCGCUCCACGCUGCUGCACACUGGGGCAAAGAAGAGGCUUGCCGGAUACUGGUAGAGAAUCUGUGUGAUAUGGACGUCCUCAAUAAAGUGGGUCAGACUGCAUUUGAUGUAGCUGAUGAAGAUAUCUUGGGUUAUUUAGAAGAGCUGCAAAAGAAACAGAAUCUGCUUCUGAGUGAAAAGAAGGAUGUUAAGAAGUCCCCUUUGAUUGAAACUGCCACCACUGGGGACAAUAAUCAAUCUGUGAAAACACUGAAGAGUAAAGAAACGCUUCUGGAGCCAGAGAAGACUGCCCCACCAAUCGAGACUCUGGAGCCAGAGAAGGUGGAUGAAGAAGAGGGCGAGGGAAAGAAAGAUGAGUCCAGCUGCUCUAGUGAGGAAGAGGAGGAGGAAGACUCAGAGUCUGAAAACGAAGCAGACAAAACUAAGUCUUCUGUACCGACGAGCAAUUCCAACAGUGCACCCACACCUGCUAGUGUCACCGUCAUGUCUCCAACUACCCCAACCAACCAGGUGACCACCCCCACCUCACCUACCAAAAAGGUAAGCAUACCUGCAGAUAAGAUGUCUCCUAAAGAGGAGGAUAGGAAGGAUGAAUCUCCUGCCUCAUGGAGACUGGGCCUUCGGAAAACUGGGAGUUAUGGAGCACUGGCGGAAAUCAGCACAACUAAAGAGUCGCAGAAAGUGAAGGACACCGCCGGCGUAAUGCGCUCGGCGUCUUCUCCUCGCCUUUCGUCCUCACUGGACAACAAGGACAAAGAAAAGGAGAAGGAGAAGACGCGUUUGGUUGCACCCAUCCCGAGGAGACACGUUAGCACAUCAGACAUCGACGAGAAAGAAAACGGGGAUUCAGCUGCUAGUCUGGUACGUUGCAGCUCCUACACCAGGAGGCGCUGUGAAGAUGAUUUGAAGAACAGCGACGGAAUGAGCUCGCUAAACAGAACCUCCGGCUAUCAGCGCAGUACGUCUCACACGCUAGCGUUAGGCCGCACGUCUAGCUCUCGCGACCUGCCCGCCAAAUCGCCUUCUGCCUCCAGUCUGGAACCUAACAACUCUAAAGCCUGGCAGCAGCCUUCUUCCUACUACCAGUCUUACAGCAUUCACCACAGUAGCUCCUAUGGAAGGAGGCAUGACGAUGCUUUAAGUUCCACCUCCUCCACCACGACGACGACCUCCACCUCCUCCGUAACCUCACCCACAGGACACUGCAGCCUGUUCUCCAGAUAUUGGGCAGAGGAGAGUGCGGACAAGGAGAAAGAGAAGGAGUCGGCCACAGUCCUCCCCACGAUCAACACUGCAGCCACCACCACUACCACCUCCACUACUGGAACUGUACUGGGCUCCGAUGGACGAGAAAGACGCAGAUCAUACCUCACCCCUGUGCGUGACGAAGAGUCCGAGUCUCAGAGGAAAGCUAGAUCCAAACAGGCGCGGCAGUCCAGGAGGUCCACACAGGGUGUGACCUUAACUGAUCUCCAGGAGGCAAAGAAGACCAUCGGUCACGCUCGCCCCACGCGGCCUCGAGAAGACGAGAAAGAAGAAAAGGAGAAACAGGACAAAGAGAAACAGGAGGAGAAGAAAGAGACCGAGACCAAGGAGGAUGACUACAGGUCACGAUACCGCAGCUUUGAGGAGAAGUAUCGUAGCACUUCCUCCUUAACCUCCACCACCACGGCUUCCUCCACCCUGCCCUCCUCCUCGUCCAGCAGCACCUCUUCUCUCUAUAGCACCUCCUCUGUGAACAGGCCCAACAGCCUAACUGGCCUUACCUCCACCUACGGCCUCUCCACACGCGACAUUGAGCGAGGGUCUGAUAGAAAAGAAAAGGAUGAGGACAAGGAUGGAGAGGACAAGUCUCAACCUCGCUCCAUACGAGACCGCAGACGACCACGAGAGAAAAGACGUUCCACUGGAGUAUCCUUCUGGACCCAGGAUAGUGACGAGAAUGAUCCGGAUCAGCCGUCAGAUUCAGAAGAUGGCAGCACUAAAGGAGAGUCACAGAGCGACAGACUAUCCAGGAAUGACCCUGUCUCUACUAGCACUUACGACCGCUAUGAGAGCCGUCGGCCGUACUUGCGCCUCGACAGAGAUGACUCCACUGAUUAUAAAAAGCUUUAUGAGCAGAUCUUAGCUGAAAACGAAAAGUUGAAAGCUCAGUUACGUGAUACAGAUCUGGAGCUAUCUGACCUGAAGCUGCAGUUGGAGAAGGCCACACAGAGGCAGGAGCGCUUUGCUGACCGAUCACAGCUGGAAAUGGAGAAAAGGGUUGCAGGCAGGUCUCAGUCCCACCUGAGUGCUAUGGGAAAGAAGAGCUCUAGAAAGGAAGAUCUCUGAGAUGGAGGAGGAACUGAAGACGCUACCAGACUUGAAAGCAGACAACCAGAGACUAAAGGACGAAAACGGUGCGCUGAUCCGAGUUAUUAGCAAGCUUUCCAAAUAGAAAAGAAGCUCUCCCGUUGCACAUCUAGAUAUUAAUACGAGACAACAGCAACAAGAAGGCUCCGUCGCAACUUCUGUUUCUCAGUCCCUCGCUUUUCCACGCUUCUCUACUCCAUCUAACGCCCGACGGCCCACACAGAACCACUGCGUUUACAGAACUAAGGAAAAGCGCUAGACGAGUGAAUGGCAUUGAACCUUUGCUGGCGGGGAAUGCCUGAAAAAAACAAAACUAUUUAACCAAUAAGCCUUAGUUGUACAUACGUCACUUGCAUCAGUUUCUCUUGGCUGUCACGGAACACCUGAUUUUAUUUGUGCCACACUUUUUUUUGUUGUUGCUCUGCUCUUUAAUCUCUUCCUGUAUAGGUGUGGUAUGCAAUGUGCAGCUCUAGCUCUAUUUCCUACUUCCUGACCAACCUCCCCAUUGCGCUCGAAGUCCCGCCUCCGAGUCGGAGGCACUGUCUCUCAGCAGAAGACUUCCCAGCAUUCAAUGUUGGCGCACAAAUCCCGUUUACUCUCCUCCCGUGCACGCACACACACUCUAUACACUUUCGUCUCGCUCGGCAACUCAGACCGAGCGAGUCAAUGGACCUCUGGCUCUACAGAACAGGUGGACCUUGUGGAAUCUAAGCUUUCACUUGUAUGUGCAAUAUACGCAUUUAUUUCUUCUAAAAAUGCUUUAAGAAUGAGUCCAUCACUAGUAAAUGUUCACUUCCAUGGCUCACCCGAUUUCCUUCCUCUUUCCCUUCUCCUUUUCUCCCGUUUCUUUAAGUUUGUAGUGUAGUCGUUGGUUUAUAUCUUGUACUCCUCACGUUGUUUUAGCAGGUACUGAGUGAAGUUGUAUAUACCUGUAUGUAUUGUUUGAGACGGCACAUGGCAUGCGUUUAUGGUUACCUGUCUGUUACUAUUGAAAUAUACCAACUCCAGAGGACAACAAAGUGUGUUUUAACUAUUUUCUUCUUUUAUAGUCUAAAUAGUCAUUGAAUAACAAUAGAGCCCCACCCUCUUGGAAGGGAAGGUGCCGCAGGUGUUCAGUGCAUUCUUUUCAGUUUUAAGUGUUCACAGUAAUUGUGAGAUGAUGAUGAUAAUAUAAUUGCUUCACUACAUUUCACUCAUUUUAUUCAGUAUCUUUGGAAGAGUGCUGUUCAUUUCCGCCCCCCCCCCCCCCCCCUUUUUUGGUCCCCCUUUUUAUUUUAUUUUUUUAAGCUGUAGUGUUAGCCAAGGUGUUGUCACUAAAAAGAAAAGCCUAGAUAUUGCUAACUCAGUCCUUUUUACAAUGUCUACAUGCACUGUCAAUGCCAUGUCAGGAGUCGUGCUGUCCGGUUUAGCGAACUUUUUUGCCACCACGUAAGAUGAAGUCCAUGCAUCUGAAACAUGUUUUAUGCAUUUCAGUGGCCUUUUAAUUAAAAUACUGUAGUCGAAAUAAAAAAAGAUGUCGCUGUAGUUGGACUGUCAGCAGUCUCCGCUUUGGUUUAAAGGUUUUAAAAAAUGUUUUUUUUUUUUUUUUUUUUUUUUUUUCCUUUUUAAAUUUCCCAUCAUCUUGUAAAAUAGAUGUGUGGCUUCAUCCGUGCAAGCUGUGCUGUGACUACCAACCACUGAGAGUUCAUUAAAAUAAACUUGUACAUUGUAAAAAUCUCUUCGCCUUUUGUGUCCUGUUUGUUUUUUGAUUUCUCUGAAGAACUUGGUGUAUUUAAAUAUGAGAAGUCAAUACAUUUUGGGGGGAUUUUCAUGGUGUUAAAUGCUAUUUAAAAAAAAAAAAAAAAACUAGGUCACAUUUUAUUUUACAGUGUUCAUGUUACUGUGUAUUUACAUGGAUAGUUACUGAAUAAACGACAUGUAUUUACUGUGUAA